AGAGAUGCCUCAGAGUGGUGACAGUCAUAUUAUGAUACAAGCAGCCCACUGACUAUUCUGUGAAAAAAACUGAAUACCCUCUCUCUCUCCAGUGGAGAGAGAAAUCUCUCUGUGACUGUGCUUUUACAAGAGAGAGAUGUCAGAAGUAGCAGUGGCAGCACCAUGAUCAGAACCAUUAGUUUUAUCCAUGUCAGAAGAUUCUGCAGCACCAAUGGUCCCUGAAAUAAAUAUAUACCUACUACUACUACAAACACAUUAUACUCGCUUCUUUCUAUAUGUAUCUUCUUGAAACACUUAUACUCAAGCUUCCCUUUUUCCUAGUUUCUUCAACUGUUUGAGAAAUUUCAAAGAUUCUUUCAAGAAUAUGAUGAGUCUGAGUAGUCCUGCUGGUGCAAGAAGUAACACUAGGUAUCCAUUCACUGCUUCACAAUGGCAAGAGCUUGAGCACCAAGCUCUCAUUUUUAAGUACAUGGUUUCUGGUAUGCCUAUCCCUCCUGAUCUCCUCUUCACUAUCAAGAGAAGCAUGGACCCCAACAAGCUCAUCCUUCACCAACCUCAACAUAUGGGAUGGAACUGUUUCCAGAUGGGGUUUGGGAGAAAAAUAGACCCGGAGCCAGGGAGGUGUAGAAGGACUGAUGGGAAGAAAUGGAGGUGCUCAAAAGAAGCUUACACAGAUUCCAAGUACUGUGAGAGGCACAUGCACAGAGGUAGAAACCGUUCAAGAAAGCCUGUGGAAACAACAACAAUGUCAUCAGCAACAAACAGCAGGGACAUUUCUUUGCCUACUGCAAUACCUAUCUCAUCAAGAAACAACUCAAAUAGUCCUUAUAAUGUCACACAAACCAACUCAACAUCAGUAGCUUCUUAUGGCACCAACCCACUUCAUAAUACUUCCAUUUAUGCACACUCACCAUUUUCAAGAUCCUCUGGGAUUGGCUUGGACUCUGGUCUUUAUUCCCACACAAACAAAGACUUCAGGAACAGCAGCUAUGGUCAUGGGAUGAGAGAAGAUAUUGAUGAGCACCCAUUCUUCUCAGAAAGUUCAGGAACUGUGAGAAGCAUGUCUGGUUCAUCAGUGGGUGAUUCUUCUUGGCACUUGGAGCCACUAACAGUGGGUGGUUCAGCAUUCAGACAGAAGCCUUGUUCUGCUUCACAAAAUGGCUACUCUUACUUGCAGCUCACCUCCAAAGAGAAACAAGAUGACCAACAGUACUAUCUGCUAAACGAUGAAUCCUCACUCAAAAUGGAGAGAGAUGAUGAACCACAGAAAGUAAUGCACCAUUUCUUUGAUGAAUGGCCUAAAACCAAAGAAUCUUGGCUUGAAACUGAUGAUAAGUUGUCCAACCAUGCCCAAGUCUCCACAACUCAGCUCUCCAUAUCCAUGCCUAGCUCUGCUCACCACAACUUCUUCAUGUCAAAUAAUGAUAAGUGAGAGUUUUGCAGAGGCCAAAAGAGUACUUGCAUGGUGGUGGGUCAGUGGUUUUAUGUUUCUAGCAUAAGAUGAACAGUAACAACUCUUUUAUCUUGUUUGUACAAAAGGGCUUUGUUCAGAAGGCUUGGUUUGUUUGAAUUUUGUGUGAUGUAGUAGGAGUAAUUGAGAGCAAAGCAUGUGCUUCUCUCACAUUAUAUUCUGUUGCUAGUACCAAUAAUCUUUAGUUUUAAGACAAGCAGCUCUUAACAUUUUGGCACAUUGACUCUUUUGGCUCUUGCUAUAGUAAGCUUUUUAAACACUAGUUAAAGCUUCUCAUCUGCUGCAGCACUGAGGCAGAGAUUGUAGGGCCCUGUUAGUAACGAGCCUUUUGUUUUUGCUACUGUAUUGUUUCUACUUAUCUCAUGUUGUAGUUGUACCAUCUUUCCAAGCAAAUUUUGGGGAA
This is a messenger RNA of Daucus carota subsp. sativus, 1874 nucleotides long. RefSeq names its product growth-regulating factor 1. The transcript has 4 exons. Gene Ontology annotation, biological process: developmental process; DNA-templated transcription; regulation of DNA-templated transcription. The coding region runs from base 365 to 1432 and encodes 355 amino acids. Gene Ontology annotation, cellular component: nucleus. The record is from RefSeq and is a predicted model, not a curated record. NCBI's taxonomy places the organism in Eukaryota, Viridiplantae, Streptophyta, Magnoliopsida, Apiales, Apiaceae. Gene Ontology annotation, molecular function: ATP binding.